This is a messenger RNA of Colletotrichum lupini, 1443 nucleotides long. RefSeq names its product pectin lyase. Gene Ontology annotation, cellular component: extracellular region. Gene Ontology annotation, molecular function: pectate lyase activity; cellulose binding. The record is from RefSeq and is a predicted model, not a curated record. Gene Ontology annotation, biological process: carbohydrate metabolic process. NCBI's taxonomy places the organism in Eukaryota, Fungi, Ascomycota, Sordariomycetes, Glomerellales, Glomerellaceae. Bases 1 to 1443 code for a protein of 480 amino acids. The transcript is spliced from 2 exons.
AUGCGUUUCUCAGCAUCUGUCAUCCUUGCCACCGCUGUCGCCAGCACGACCUCUGCUCAGAAAGUUGUCGGCGCGGCUUACGGCUUUGCCACUGGCGUCACUGGAGGUGGUAGCGCCUCCGCUGCUACCCCAUCCUCUGCUGAAGAGUUGGCUGAAUGGCUUUCCGAUAACACCGCCCGCACCAUCGUCAUCGACAAAGAGUACAACUUUACCGGUAAGUCGGCUUCAGGAGCUGGGUGCGACCGCAAGAGCUGCAGCUCCGCGAAAGGUGGACAAUUGUUUCUUGGAGACCUGUCUUGCGGAACUAGUGAUAACGUCGUCGCUACUGUUACUUACGACGUUGCUGGUACCGAGCCUCUGGUUGUCGGAAGCAACAAGAGUAUCAUCGGCUCCAACGGCAAGGGAGUUCUCAUUGGUAAGGGACUCCGCAUUCAGAAGAACGCCAAGAACGUCAUCAUCCAGGGUAUCACUAUCACCAACCUUAAUCCUGGUGUUGUUUGGGGAGGUGAUGCCAUCGAUCUUCAGGCAAUGAUGGUGUCUGGAUCGAUCACAACAAGAUCUCCCUCAUCGGCCGCCAGUUCAUCGUCAGCCACUACGACGGCUCCCGCGUUACUAUCUCCAAUAAUGAGUUCGACGGUAUCCACUACCUCUGCCUCCUGCAACGCCAACCACUACUGGACCAUGAUGCUCAAUGGUAACGGCGACCAAAUGACCCUCGAUCGCAACUACUUCCACGACGUGUCCGGCCGCUCUCCUAAGCUCGGCGAGAAGGGAACUUUCCAAGCGACCAAUAAUCUGUUUUCUGACAUGAAGGGCCACGCUUUUGAACUCUACUCUGGCACCGUUUCCCUCAUCGAGGGCAAUGCUUUUGAGUCUGUUAAUACUCCCUACGACGGCGAGUUAUACUCUAACAGCUUUAACGUCCCUGACGCCUCUUCCGCCAGCUCUUGUAUCUCCUCUAUCGGCCGUGCGUGCCAGGUCAACAGCCUUGAUUCCUCCUGCGGUACAUGGAAGUCUCUCAAGGAGACCACCGCUCUGUCUACCUUCUCUAAGCUUAAGGAUUAUCUCGUCAAACCAAUUGCUGCCACCGGCGUCUCCACGCUGGUCAAGGGCAGUGCCGGACCUGCCAACGUCGGCUCCUCCACAGCUGUCGCUGAAAAAGCCUCCACUGAGACUGAGACUGCGACCAAGAGCAACGCUGCUGCAGCUACCCUUGCUGCCUCCGAGACUAUUACCAAAGAGACCGCCACUGAGGAGCCCGCCACCGCGGAGUCCAGUUUGUCGACUGUUACUGCUCAGGCUUGGAGCCAGUGCGGCGGCAGCGGCUGGCGUGGUGCCACCACUUGCGCCGCCGGAACUUCCUGCGUCUUCCAGAAUGAGUGGUACUCUCAAUGUGUUAGCUCCGCCGCCAGACGUAGCAUGAAGUCUCUCCGUCGUAUUUAA